CCUUGCGUAGUACAUCAUUCAGGUAGUGACGUUGUGCUCAUAUCUCCAGCAGCUGCUGAAUUGUCUACGGGCGGAAAACGAAAAUAAACCUUUAAGAACGAUAAUAGUUCAAAGUAACCGACACCACCGGGCUCUAAAAUCAUAUACAGAUGUUGGAAAAGUUGCAGUUGAGAGUCUCUGCGGGCACAACCUAAAAUCGCCGUACGACGUUCUUAACAAGGCUGUCACUUGGUCAGGUUCUUUGUGUUGAGAUGGUUUGUUUGUGUUGACGAGAACAGCUCCUGGGGUUUCCUGCAAUGCAUGGGGGAGUCAAUUAGUUUGGUUUCGUGUAGGAAGGUCUCAGUUUGGAGGUAAAGGGAGUUCGGCUGCAGAACACGUAGCUUAACCACACGAUAUUAAGAGGGGGUUUAAAGAGGAGAUGGGCAAUUGUUUGAAAUCUCCGACGUCGGAUGAUAUCUCUUUGCUACAUGAAUCCCAGUCGGACAGAGCUAGUUAUGGUGACGGGACAGACCCGGACCAGGAGCCACCGCCGCCAUACCAGGAGCAGAUCCAGGUGCCUGUGUACCACCCCACGCCCAGCCAGGCCCGCCUGGCCACCCAGCUGACGGAGGAGGAGCAGGUGCGCAUCGCCCAGCGGAUCGGCCUCAUCCAGCACCUGCCCAAAGGCGUGUACGACGCCGGCCGGGACGGGUCCGAGAAGAAGAUCCGAGAGUGUGUGAUCUGUAUGAUGGACUUUGUGUACGGAGACCCUAUCCGGUUCCUGCCCUGCAUGCACAUCUACCACAUGGACUGUAUAGACGACUGGCUGAUGCGCUCCUUCACCUGCCCGUCCUGCAUGGAACCCGUGGAUGCUGCUCUGCUCUCUUCCUACGAGACCAACUGACCCCUCUCCGCCACCAGCACCGCCGCCCCGCCACCUCCACCGCCCCCUGCCUGCUCCUGUAGGCCUCCUCCACACUCACCACGCCAGUAGCUCCAGGCAGGAGAGGCAGGGUCUCCGGGGGUGUCGAUAACGGGGAAGGGCCGGGGUUGUGGAUCUCCGAGGUUGGCGGGAGGCCCAGGCUCCCUCCCCGCGGACGGCGGGGGAAGCGGGCGUCGCCUCUCUCGCUCGGGCCUGCUGGCCAGGGAAGCCCUACGGGAGGGGAGAGGCCCGCGAUUGGACGAUGUUCGGCAGGAGUCGCACUUCACCAAAAAGAACCUUUCCAUGCCCAUCGAUUGUGGUACACGCUGACGACGUGCGGAGGAAAACCACAAACAACCCUAAGGACUAAUGGGAAACUUGAUAAAUCCAAAGGGGAAUGGCCUUGCGUAGAACUCUGACUCCCGCUGAUGUAGUCUCUUCUCCUGGGAGAAGAUGGAUUCCACGCCACAAAAGAAGAAGGGUGACUCUUUGGCUUCAUCUUUGUUUAAGGUCUAUUUGUUCUCAACAGAGGGAGGAUCUCUGUUGCAAUCAGUCUGUGAAAGGGCUCAUUUGAUUUAUUUGAAUUGGGGGGGGGG
Messenger RNA from Conger conger (European conger), 1497 nucleotides. It is a transcript of the gene rnf11b, whose product is annotated as ring finger protein 11b. The transcript is spliced from 3 exons. The record is from RefSeq and is a predicted model, not a curated record. Bases 419 to 883 code for a protein of 154 amino acids. NCBI's taxonomy places the organism in Eukaryota, Metazoa, Chordata, Actinopteri, Anguilliformes, Congridae.